Molecule: messenger RNA, 2349 nt
Organism: Symbiodinium natans
Lineage: Eukaryota; Dinophyceae; Suessiales; Symbiodiniaceae
Source: the annotation of a GenBank genome assembly
AUGGAUGUUCCGCAACAGGUGUGCAUUGUGCUGUACCUCCUGGGAUGGUAUGAGCUGGAAGGGCUUCGUUGCCAGCUAUGCCUCUUCCAUCCACAGCACUGCGAGCCAGAGCAUCCUUUCCGACUGGCCAACUCGGCUGCCUUCUUGUGCACACUUAUGUCGUCGGUGGCCAAUCAGAUUAUCAUUGGCCCCAGCCAAAAAGGCAAAACAUCUGGCGAGCCGGGCUCUGAAUGCUUUGUGCGGAUUGGUCUGCUCUGCGUCUCAGUGCUGCCGUUCACCACGGGCGUUUUUUGGGCCACCUCCGCCCUUCUUUGGACACCCAUCCUCGCUCGGAUACUCUUCUUCCUGCCGUGCGUCCUAGGCGCCUGGGAGAGCUGGUUCUGUGUCCUUGCACCUCGGAUGCAAUUUUCGUCGGGGCAAUAUCAGGGGAUGAUGUGCGACAUCCCAGGUAUCUUGCUCUGGGCUGUCGGCUAUUCAGUCAGUCGUGUGUCCUUGGCCAAAGAAAGCAUGACCUGUGAAUCAUUCGCCCCUGACCCCACCUUCCAGGGCGAGUCUGCCUUGGGGAGCGUGCAGGUGCAGGAUUGGCGGAAGCCGUUCAAGUGGCUUCGGGCGAAGGAGCUGCACAAGGAUGCCAAGCUCUUCUCCGUCAUCCAGGCGGACAACAUUGUACAGGGCGAGCUGGGUGAUUGCUGGCUUCUGGCGGCGAUGGCUGUCUUUGCAGACUUUCCGGGUCACAUCAUGAACCUUUUUGAUGACAUCAAUUUAAAAGAGUCUGGUCGAUAUGUCAUCAGGCUUUGGGAUAUCAAAGGCGGAGGCGAGUGGCAGGACGUCGAGAUCGAUGACUUGAUCCCGUGUGACAAGUACGGCAAGCCUUUGUUCGCCCAGUUAGAGGGCGAGAGUGGCAGCAUGUGGGCGCUGCUGCUUGAAAAGGCUUUCGCCAAGUUCGUGGGUAACUAUGAGAAGCUCGUCGGGGGGAGCACCGGCUGGGCUUGGCAGGUGCUCACGGGGCAACCCUGGAUGGCCCGCUGGACACGCGACGAGGGCAAGAAGUGGACACGCUGGGAGAUGUGCGACAUCCAGAAGUGUUUUGGGAAAGACGCGGAGAACCUGGCCGCUGCUGCCAGAUGGCGCUCCGACGGCAUGCGCGGCGGACGAUGGAAGGGGCCCGUCGAGACAUCAGAUGAUGAUGGCAUGUUUCAGGCGCUUGCUUCCUACACCCAGGCUUGCUUCGCUAUCAGCUGCUCCAUUGGCCAAGGGGAUCGUGCCGAGGAGCGACGUCCUGACGGCCUGCUUGCCAAGCACGCGUACUCGGUGCUUCAGGUGCUUUGUGCUCACGGCCAGCGGCUCGUCCAGGUGCGCAACCCGUGGGGCAGUGGCGGCGAAUGGAACAGGGCCUGGUCGGACAAGAGUGCGGAGUGGGAGAGGCAUCCCCAGAUCAGCGAGGACUUGAAGGUGGUCGAUGCGGACGAUGGACGAUUCUGGAUGCCAUGGGAUGCUUUUGCCGAGAUCUUCGGGGGGCACAUUAUGGUUUGUCCUGUCACACUGCCGUGCCCCAUGAACUCGCAGAUUGUCGCCGACAAAGCCAGCGGCAGCAGGAUGCGAUGCCCUCAGUGCAGACAGCCCUACACCCGGAGCUGGGUGUUGCUGGCCAGCGAAGAGUCCAAAGGUGACGGCCAGUGGGCACGCCUGGCAGACGGCAAGAACCUUUGCUUCCUCUGUCUCCGGGCGACCUGCCGAGCCAGCGAGCGAUUUCUGAAGGGCUUAAAAGUAGCUGGACUUCACGAGCAGCCGAAGCUCACGCUGGCCCCACCGAAAGGCCCACGAAGAAUGAAGGAAUGCGAGCAUGGAGCAGAAUGCUACCGCCGCAACCCGCAGCACUUCCACGAGCGCUUCCAUCCCAGCCUGCUGCCACCUGCGCCUGCCUGCGCCAGUGGUUGUGGGCGUUCGGCAGCCUCUGGCUACAAGACUUGUUGUCCGAAGUGCACGAGCUCUCCUCCAGAUCUCAAGGUGCACAUUCCAUCCAGGCACAAAGGCCUGGGAGGAAUCUACAAAGCCGUGGACAGGCCAAAAGGCAAAGGGCCGCCAGUCUGGCGCCAGUGUGAUGGGAAAGGUUGGCUGUGGAAGGGGCACGUCUGGAUGAUGGGUGAUCAAGAAGAGAAAGUCGGCGGAGCAUCCGGCCUCAUCGCUGAGGAUGUCGGCGAUGGGAUGUCAGCUCGGUCACCUCAUCUAGCACGCGGCUGGCAGGUUGCAGGCGAAAGUGGCUGGACAGCAGCUCCUGAGCUCAAGGUGGAAGUGGACGCAAAGCACGUCUCCUCUGAUCACGUGCUUUGCUCAGAUGAUGAAGUGUAA